GCGGCGGCGGCGGGCGGCGGGCGCAGCCGGGACGCGCACGACGUUGGCAGGGUGAUGCCAGCUUGAUCCAGAGCCAUGGCCAAGUACCUGAAGCACUUCACGGUGGUGGGUGAUGACCCCGUGCAAUGGAGCAACGACUAUCGGAAAUGGGAGGAGGAGGAGGAGACUGGGGAGAAGCAGCCAGAUGGAGAGAUCAAGCUGGAGCCCCCCAGGAGAAACAUCUCCUUCCAGUACAUGAUGAAAAAGGUCUUCAGCUCUCACAGGUUUCAGAUUGGGGUUGUCUGCUUGGUGAUCCUGGAUGCCUUGUUGGUUCUUGGGGAAUUGCUUAUGGAUUUGGAAAUCAUCCUUCCGGACAGAUAUAAUAUAACCCCAAAGGUUUUCCACUACCUCUCCCUGUCUAUUUUAACCAUUUUCCUGGUUGAGGUGGGGUUUAAAGUCUUUGUCUACCGCCGGGAGUUCUUCCACCACAAGUUUGAGGUGCUGGAUGGGAUCGUUGUCGUCGUGUCCUUCAUCCUGGACAUCGUCCUCAUCUUCCACGAGCACGAGUUCGAGGCCGUGGGGCUCCUGAUCCUGCUGCGCCUCUGGAGGGUGGCCCGGAUCAUCAACGGAAUCAUUUUAUCCGUGAAGACCCGCUCGGAGCAACAAGUGUCCAAGUUAAAGCAAGCAAACCUGAAACUUGCCACGAGGGUGGAACAACUGGAGCACAGCUGUUUGGAGAAGGAACAAGAAAUCGAGAGGCUGAAUAACAUAUUGAAACAGCAUGGACUCCUCAGCCAGCAAAAAUAAGAGGCCAGUUUUCCAAGGUGGGAAUUCUGCUUGAAGAUUGCAGUGUCGGAAUCUGCCAGCUUGACCUGAAAGGUUUUUCUGUCUCUUUGCUUCCUCUUAUAUUGUGUUUUCUAUAAACAUUUUCUAUUUGACCCCGCUUUGAUCAG
Melozone crissalis (California towhee) is the source of this 932-nucleotide messenger RNA. RefSeq names its product hydrogen voltage gated channel 1 (gene HVCN1). NCBI's taxonomy places the organism in Eukaryota, Metazoa, Chordata, Aves, Passeriformes, Passerellidae. The coding region runs from base 76 to 786 and encodes 236 amino acids. Gene Ontology annotation, cellular component: plasma membrane. The transcript is spliced from 6 exons. Gene Ontology annotation, molecular function: voltage-gated proton channel activity. Gene Ontology annotation, biological process: proton transmembrane transport. The record is from RefSeq and is a predicted model, not a curated record.